CAUCUUUCAUUUAACAUUUUUUCAAAUCAGAACAUCAAUAUCCAAUUAUAUUACAUUAAUAUUUUUAACGCAAGCAAUUUUCAUUAAAUGAGCAAAUAACGCUAUGGAACUUAAGACAAUCUUUAGAAUCGUAGAGCUGGUAAUAUGCAUUGUGCUCUUAGUCCUUUGGUAUGCGUUGAGCACAUACGCGACGCGGGUUAUGAUCGUGUGUGGCACCAUUUUUGGUUUCACCAUAAUAACCUCUGUGCUGGUGGCACUUGAAUUUCUGGAAUUCAAUCAGGUGGCAGUUUUCCUAAUUAUUGGCGCCAUUUUGAGUCUCGUCUGUGGUGGCUUAACUAUUGCCUAUGUACCCUCAUAUGGCGAUGGUAGGCUAACAUAUUUUAUAGCAACUGGUCUCUUCAUUGGUAACGGUGUAGUGUUUUUAAUCGAUUUCAUUAUGGAAUUGAAAAAUUAAUUUGUAAUUAAUGCAUUUGUAUGAGGCAAAUCUGUUUGUAAGAUUUUUUGUCUGAUGCGUAUGAGAAGAGAGCGAACAAAGAAGAGAUAACUGAGAGAACAAAAUUGUAAAGAAUAUAAAUUAUGUAAAUGUAUUGUGUUAUUUAUAAAUAAAUAAUAAUUUGCGCAAGA
This is a messenger RNA of Zeugodacus cucurbitae (melon fly), 624 nucleotides long. RefSeq lists its product as uncharacterized. The transcript is spliced from 3 exons. The record is from RefSeq and is a predicted model, not a curated record. NCBI's taxonomy places the organism in Eukaryota, Metazoa, Arthropoda, Insecta, Diptera, Tephritidae. The coding region runs from base 104 to 454 and encodes 116 amino acids.